AAUUUUAUAGUUAGUUACGUGUCAAUGUCAAUUAUGUCAAAUUUAUUUCGCGUCUUUGUGUUUCUUUACUUUCUUUCUGCUGAAUCGUGUUACCUACGAUUUUGUACUGUAUUUGCACGAUUUUAUUUUAUUUUGUGUACCUAAUAAUCUAAAAUGGCGGCCACUACCAAGCCACGCUCAGAGAUGACUCUUGAAGAGUUAGCCAAGAUCGAAGAAGAAGAAUUUAGCACCGGUCCUUUGUCUGUUCUCACACAGUCCGUCAAAAAUAACACCCAAGUUUUGAUCAACUGCCGAAACAACAAGAAGUUGUUGGGCCGCGUCAAAGCAUUUGACCGGCAUUGCAAUAUGGUACUGGAAAAUGUCAAGGAAAUGUGGACUGAAGUGCCUAGAACAGGCAAAGGAAAGAAGGGCAAAGCAGUGAACAAGGACAAAUUCAUUUCAAAAAUGUUCCUUCGAGGUGAUUCCGUCAUCCUUGUCCUAAGGAACCCCUUGGCUACAGCUGCUGGAAAGUAAGAAUAUUGACCAAAAAAUCUAUCUUAAGUGAUUUGAACAUUUAUUGCAGUAAUUUUCUCAUUUUAAGUGACAAAUUGAUUUUGUUAAAUGAUUAUUCAUGGUAAUAGCAAGUUCUACUGUGUUUUGAUCUAAGCAAUGAAUUAAGGAUCUAGCUGUAAUUUGUACCUUUAAUACAUUGAAUAAUAUCAAACACC
Messenger RNA from Amyelois transitella, 707 nucleotides. RefSeq names its product probable small nuclear ribonucleoprotein Sm D2 (gene SmD2). Gene Ontology annotation, molecular function: RNA binding. The transcript is spliced from 3 exons. Lineage: Eukaryota; Metazoa; Arthropoda; Insecta; Lepidoptera; Pyralidae. The record is from RefSeq and is a predicted model, not a curated record. Gene Ontology annotation, biological process: RNA splicing; spliceosomal snRNP assembly. Gene Ontology annotation, cellular component: precatalytic spliceosome; U1 snRNP; U4/U6 x U5 tri-snRNP complex. Bases 154 to 513 code for a protein of 119 amino acids.